CCUGUCUUUUCUAUAUAUUUCCCUCUUCUCCUCACGACCAAAAAAUUCGACGCCCACUACAAUCAAAUUCCUCCUCUUCUUUCCUCUCUUUAUCCAAUUCAUCCAAUUAUGAUGCACGGGCAAAGCAUUGUUCAAUCUGAUUUUGCAAUUUUAGAGUCAGUUCGCCGUCAUUUACUCGGUGAAUCGGACCCUGGACUCACUGUUUCAACUGCUACUUGUAAUUCUACUGCCACUGCUCCUCCUCCUACCGCCACUUCUUAUUGCCGGAGUUCCAGUUUCAGCCGCUUGUACCCUUGUUUAACUGACACUUGGGGGGCUCUUCCUUUGAAGGAAAAUGAUUCUGAGGAUAUGCUUGUCUACAAUUUCUUGCAGGAUGCUCUCACUCAAGGUUGGGUUCCAGUCCAACAGGAGGUUACCGACAGCUUUCAGCUUAAUUUCCCGGUGAAGGAGGAGCCUUUCGUGGCUGUUGACCAGCCAAUUAGCGCUCUUCCUGCUGCUCUGCCUGAGGCCCCGGCCACUCCAGCGGUGGCUGCUCCUUCGAAGGGAAAACAUUACAGGGGAGUUAGACAGAGACCGUGGGGAAAGUUCGCUGCUGAAAUUCGGGACCCGGCAAAAAAUGGAGCCCGGGUUUGGUUGGGAACUUUUGAGACGGCUGAAGACGCCGCUUUGGCUUAUGACCGAGCCGCUUAUAGGAUGAGGGGUUCAAGAGCUUUGUUGAAUUUUCCUUUGAGGAUUAAUUCUGGCGAACCAGAGCCGGUUAGAAUCACUUCGAAGCGAUCAUCGCCAGAGCCGACUUCUUCAGCGGAAAGUAAGUCACCAAAGAGGAGGAGAAAAGUUGGAAGCAACAGCCCAGCCGCAGCUCAAGCCGGGUUGGAAACGGGGAGUGCAGUGGCACAAGUGGCAUCGUGUACACGUGUGGAAGAAUCAUUGGUUUUAUAAUUCUGAGGUGGAAGAUAUCUGAAGUGACUCAAUAAUUGAUAGUUUCCGCCUUUCCGGAGCUGUAUGUAUGAGCACGAGCACGAGGGCAUAUUCAUUUAUUGGGUGACCACUUUAAUUAGGGAAAAGAAUAUAAAUAAGAAAAAAUCGGACGGUGCUGAUGGAUUGUGAAUACAAAGACUUGUUUCUGUCUUUUGGGUAAUUGGAUAAAAACACAUAUUGUUUUUAA
Mangifera indica (mango) is the source of this 1165-nucleotide messenger RNA. Its product is annotated as ethylene-responsive transcription factor 2. The record is from RefSeq and is a predicted model, not a curated record. Gene Ontology annotation, biological process: regulation of DNA-templated transcription; ethylene-activated signaling pathway. The transcript has a single exon. NCBI's taxonomy places the organism in Eukaryota, Viridiplantae, Streptophyta, Magnoliopsida, Sapindales, Anacardiaceae. Bases 109 to 939 code for a protein of 276 amino acids. Gene Ontology annotation, molecular function: DNA-binding transcription factor activity; DNA binding.